Daucus carota subsp. sativus is the source of this 1659-nucleotide messenger RNA. Its product is annotated as putative clathrin assembly protein At1g25240. NCBI's taxonomy places the organism in Eukaryota, Viridiplantae, Streptophyta, Magnoliopsida, Apiales, Apiaceae. The transcript is spliced from 2 exons. Gene Ontology annotation, cellular component: clathrin-coated vesicle; clathrin-coated pit. Gene Ontology annotation, molecular function: 1-phosphatidylinositol binding; SNARE binding; phosphatidylinositol-4,5-bisphosphate binding. The record is from RefSeq and is a predicted model, not a curated record. Bases 57 to 1292 code for a protein of 411 amino acids. Gene Ontology annotation, biological process: vesicle budding from membrane; clathrin-dependent endocytosis; clathrin coat assembly.
CGAAACAGAACCCAGAAUUGAAGGACUUGUUUGAUGGUUAGCUGGUGGUGACGGAAAUGAAGCUCUGGAAACAGAGUUCACGAGUGUUCAAAGAUCAACCUAGCCUCUGGUUAACCAGCCUGCGUCGAAAAUCAACACUCCGGAAUCCCGACAUCGAAGUCGCCGUCAUCAAAGCCACCAACCAUGACGAGUUCUCCCUCGAUUACAAGAGCUCCACUCGCGUCUUUGCGUGGGUACGCAUUUCCCCGGCCUACGUCAAGCCCCUCGUCUGGGCCAUCACGUCCCGCGUCGAGAAAACUCGCAGCUGGAUUGUCGCAUUGAAAGGCCUAAUGCUCAUGCACGGCGUGUUCUGCUGUAAGGUCGUUGCGGUUGAGCGAAUUGGACGAUUGCCUUUUGAUCUCGCCAAUUUUACAGACCGAAAUUCGAAUAAUAAUGAUGUGAUUUCGGGGUACAAUCAGUUUAUUCGGGCUUAUUACACGUUUCUUGACCAGAAAUCUUCGUACAUUUUUCUUCACGCGCAAGAAAAGCGUAAAUCAAUCGGCCUACACAAAAUUGGAGAUGAUCGAGAUCCUAAACUCGUAUCGAAUCCGCCUUCGAUGAAGCAAGACCUCGUUUCGCUGCAAUCAAUGCAAGGCUUGCUCGAUUCGUUAUUGCGGAUCAGGCCAGAGACACGUGAAAUGAGUUCGUACAAAUUGAUGUCGCCCCUGAUUAUUGAGGCCAUGGACUGUAUUGUCAUCGAGAUUUUCGACGUUUACAGUCGUAUAUGCAGAGCCAUUGCGAUGGUUCUCAACCGAAUCGACGCGGCUGGGACGGCAGAGGCGGCCUUAUUAUUGAAAAUCAUGAAAGUAGCCGUGUCGCAAAGUGAUGAGCUCUCGGCUUAUCUCGAGUUUUGUCAGAAUAUAGGCGUGCCGAAUGCUGAGGACUGUCCGAAACUGAAACCAAUUCCCGAAGAAGACAUUAAGGAAGUGGAGAAUUUAUUAGCACAACGAAUUGCGGCCCAAUAUUUUCUUGAUCAGGGAAAUUGUACGUCAUUAGUUGUGGCCGAUCAGACACAAGAUGACAUCGAGUGUCACGAACCGGGUCAAGAAAAUCAGAAGGCGUUGGUUGUAGCGGAAACUGACAAUGUGGAUGAAAAGGAUGAAAGUGAUUUAAAGACGGUCAUUACGAGCAAAUGGCAAGUGUUCGAAGAUGAUUACUCGUCAACAAAUUCUUCUGUGACACCGUAUGAUGAGCCUUGGUUGGCAUUAGAGCCUCCCCCGCGGGAACUUCCAGAUUUGAUUAGUUUCGACUAGGUGCAGAGACACGUACUCGGAGAGUUACUUGUAAUCGGCAAAUUAUCGCUCGUGCACUAGAAGAUUGAAUCAACACAAUGAUAAUUUUUGGCAAGUUCUCAGCCUGAUAUAACAACAAUUUGGAGCUUGUUACUCGGUUGAUAAAUUGAAGGCGAAAGCUGAAAUGCUGAUAUGAAUGUCCCUGCGUGGAAAUUUUGGUUGUAGUUACUUCAAUUUGUCAGUGCAGUGCAGAUGUAAUUUCUUUUUACAAAGAAGGAUACAAGCGUCCAUUCAUUGGGUUCAGUUCAGCAAGUAAAUUAACUGGACUCGGGUUGGGCUGUUGUAUAAAUGAGUCGAACUUGAACUUGAUCCAUCGAUUUGUUUAAAA